ACGAAGCCCAAAAAGUCGUUCUUUUAUGCAUGGUUUGUUAAUAAAAAUACCAGAAAAAUGGCUGAAGAAGAACUGCAAAAGCUGGAAGUUAGCCUUAAACAGGUCCAAGAUAAAUUCAUUGGUGAAUGGAAAGGACAUUUUGAGACAGAACUUGAUAAGAAAGCGGAGAAACAUAAGGAAAUGUUAGGGUCAGGAAAAGAAACCAUUGCUCACCUCGAAGAAGAAUUAAAGAAGUACAACGAAGACUCGAACAAGAAGCUGGAAAUUUUACAGCAGCAGGCUGAAGAGGUAGCUUCUCUGGAAAAAGAACUUCGAGAGCUACAGAUUUGUGCAACCACUCUAUUGGAAAAGAAGGAACAAGAAGAUAAGAUUUUGAAUGAAAAAGAAGAGCAUCUAGCAAAGGAAAAGCAAGAAAUAAGUGCUAUAGAAGAUGCCACAAAUUUUAAGCUAAAACAGUUCAUUAAAGGCACUGAGUAUUUUGAAGACAGGCUUGCUUUGACUUUCAAGAAGAUUGAUGAGGACCAUCUCCAGUUUGUGUUCAAGUGUAUUGAUCCAAAUGACUGGGAAAAGGCAUUCUUCUUUACCGUCUCAGUCAGCAGUGAUAAGCAAUAUUCAGUUAAAGACUGUGUACCAGAGGUUGAAGAUCUGGAGUCCAUGGUCCAAGAACUCAACAAGACUGACAACUUUUCCAAAUUUGUUAUAAGUAUGAGAAAGAAGUUCAAGGGAACGCUCUAAAGCAGAAGGCUGGAGAGAAAAUCUUUUACAUAGCGUCAGGUAAUUUGUACAUAAUACUUAGCAAAAACUAUAGCUAGAUUUUUUAGUAUUUUAUGCUAUUAGAGAAAGUGGGUGAAAUAGUGUACAGGCAGACCAAGCUAAACUAAAGAUUAAUCACCAUUGAUUUUAAUUUCUGAAAGAUUUUAUUUCUUGUAUAAUUUCUAUCAGUGAGAGCACAUAAUUCAAAACAGAUUGACUUGACUGUGUUCCUUCUCCUUUAUUACAUAAUUUAUCUAAAGUAAACUAAGAAAAAAAAGUACUUCACCUGGAAGGGAAAAUACUGUUAAAUGCUAAAAUACAUUCUUUUACAGCAAAGACUUUAUUUAAUGACCACCCCCUAUCUUUAUUGUUUGAUGUGGGCUUUGAAUUUCGAUGGAAAACCUAAAUUUAACCUUUGUCCAAAGUUGGGGGCGACUUUAUAUAUUAACAAGGGUGACAUUAACAAGGGAGAGCAGGGCUGAAUUCAAAACCAGGGACAGGUUUUCCAUUGAAAUUGGAUUGGUUGGUUUUUAAACCAGUUAAAACGCAGGCGCUCGGCUUAGCAUUGAAAUUCAAGACCUCAGGCCUGCGACCCUUGGUCUAGCAUCUUAACCUUUAUGUAAAUUUUCAUUGACAUUAAUGUUAUAACUCAUUAAAAUAUUUUUCAUCUGUAA
Messenger RNA from Actinia tenebrosa (Australian red waratah sea anemone), 1427 nucleotides. Its product is annotated as kinetochore protein Spc25. NCBI's taxonomy places the organism in Eukaryota, Metazoa, Cnidaria, Anthozoa, Actiniaria, Actiniidae. Gene Ontology annotation, cellular component: Ndc80 complex. Gene Ontology annotation, biological process: chromosome segregation. The record is from RefSeq and is a predicted model, not a curated record.